AUGGUUUACUUUUCCCAAGACACACGCAUCCCCGACGACCUCCGCAAGCGCCACGAUGCAGUCACGUUUGUCGAUGCGGCGGCCCUGGCGGCAACUGCCGCUCCCCUGGCAACCUCCGGCGACGUAUUUCGAGCCAUCCAAGCUGCAUACACUUCCACCGGGUUUGCCAACGAGUGGACGCUGCAUCACCAAGGAGGCGGCACGGGCUACAAAAGCCGCGAAUGGAAAGCGAUCCCCACGUUGGAGGAUGGAAUCGCCCCAAACCUAGCGUUUGCAUGGAAUCCGUCGAUCGCGGGCACCAAGUCCGAAGACACGGUGUUGCUGGUCGAGGGUGGCGGCCGCAUUGAAGUACUGACGGCUGACGGGGACUUGCCACAGGUCCGCCACACGAUGGGCGGAAUAACGUAG
Molecule: messenger RNA, 408 nt
Organism: Aphanomyces astaci
Lineage: Eukaryota; Oomycota; Saprolegniomycetes; Saprolegniales; Verrucalvaceae
Exons: 2
Coding region: 1-408 (135 amino acids)
Source: RefSeq, a predicted model, not a curated record